Messenger RNA from Schistosoma turkestanicum, 378 nucleotides. NCBI's taxonomy places the organism in Eukaryota, Metazoa, Platyhelminthes, Trematoda, Strigeidida, Schistosomatidae. The record is from the annotation of a GenBank genome assembly.
AUGCAGUCAAUUCAAUCGGUAGUAGUGAUGACAUUAGUUCAUGUAGCCGUCAUUGACUAUAUACAUACAUUGUUAGCUGUAGACUAUGGGGAUGUGAUUUAUUCAAAUAUCAUGUUGCAGACAGUAGGCACUUCAAUUCAAAAAACUGAAUUCUUCCAUGAAACACAACCACAUUUGGAUUAUCAUCUUCCAAUGAAUCAUCAAUCUGAUUAUCAUCAUUAUGAUUACAAUGCGAAAAAAAGAGAUACAAUCAUAUCGAAUGGUUCUUCAAUUUUAGAACAAAAUAAAAUACGACCAAUUAAAAAUUGUUUAUUACCAUCACAAACGAACACUGCAACAAAUAAAUCGAGAUUGAAUGUAUACAAUUCACCGAAACAC